Messenger RNA from Schistocerca piceifrons (Central American locust), 5975 nucleotides. It is a transcript of the gene Rop, whose product is annotated as protein ROP. The record is from RefSeq and is a predicted model, not a curated record. Gene Ontology annotation, cellular component: plasma membrane; secretory granule. Gene Ontology annotation, molecular function: syntaxin binding. Gene Ontology annotation, biological process: intracellular protein transport; neurotransmitter secretion; vesicle-mediated transport. NCBI's taxonomy places the organism in Eukaryota, Metazoa, Arthropoda, Insecta, Orthoptera, Acrididae.
CUGGAGCCUGCUCUGCUGUAGGUACGGGAAGGGGCGUUUGACGUUUCGAUUGAGUGUAGCAAAAUGGCGCUGAAAGCCGUGGUUGGACAAAAAAUUAUGAAUGAAGUCAUUCGUAACAAGAAAAAGGGACAAGGUAUUGAGUGGCGAGUUCUAGUUGUUGAUCAGCUUGCCAUGAGGAUGGUGUCAGCAUGCUGUAAAAUGCAUGAAAUAUCUGCUGAAGGUAUCACAAUUGUGGAGGAUAUAAAUAAAAAGAGAGAACCUCUGUCUACAAUGGAGGCCGUGUACUUGAUCACACCAAGUGAAAAAUCUGUACACGCAUUAAUGCAGGACUUCGCCAGUCCUAAUCGCACCAUGUAUCGUGCUGCCCAUGUGUAUUUCACUGAAGCAUGCCCAGAGGAGCUGUUUAACAAAUUGUGUCGUGCAACUGUUGCGAAGUUCAUAAAAACUUUGAAGGAAAUUAAUAUUGCAUUUGUAGCAUACGAGGAACAGGUAUUUUCUCUGGAUUCACCUGAUACAUUUCAAUGCUUCUACAAUCCCUCCUGUGCUGGUGGUCGAAAUGCAAACAUGGAACGUAUUGCUGAACAAAUAGCAACCUUGUGUGCUACUCUUGGAGAGUACCCGUCAGUCAGAUAUCGAUGUGAUUUUGACAAGAAUGUUGAAUUAGCCCAACUAGUUCAACAGAAAUUAGAUGCAUAUAAGGCAGAUGAACCUACAAUGGGUGAAGGACCAGAAAAAGCUCGUUCCCAGCUUUUGAUUUUGGAUAGAGGAUUCGACUGUGUCUCACCAUUACUUCAUGAACUAACACUGCAAGCAAUGGCAUAUGAUUUACUACCAAUAGAAAAUGAUGUCUAUAAGUAUGAAGCAACAGCAGGGGCACCAGAAAAAGAGGUGCUGCUGGAUGAAAAUGAUGAAUUGUGGGUUGGGCUCAGACAUCAACACAUUGCUGUUGUUUCACAGAAUGUUACAAAGAAUCUCAAGAAGUUCAUUGAUUCCAAACGAAUGCCACAGGGUGAUAAGCAGUCAAUGAGGGACCUAUCACAGAUGAUAAAGAAGAUGCCACAAUACCAGAAAGAGUUAAGCAAGUACUCAACACAUCUUCACUUGGCUGAAGACUGUAUGAAAGCUUAUCAAGGCUAUGUAGACAAACUGUGCAAAGUAGAACAGGAUCUUGCAAUGGGCACUGAUGCAGAAGGAGAGAGGAUAAAAGAUCACAUGCGAAAUAUAGUGCCUGUGCUUCUUGAUCAAGGUGUGACGAAUUAUGAUAAAAUGCGUAUUAUUCUGCUUUAUAUAAUAUCAAAGAAUGGCAUAAGCGAAGAGAACCUUAACAAACUUGUCCAACAUGCCCAAAUUAAUCCAUCUGAAAAGCAGACCAUUAUUAAUAUGGCCAACUUGGGUGUUAAUGUUGUUGUUGAUGUAAGGACACGCAAGAAAUUCUACCAGGUUCCCCGGAAAGAACGUAUUACUGAACAAACAUACCAAAUGUCACGUUGGACACCAGUCAUCAAGGACAUAUUGGAAGAAUGUAUUGAAGAUAAAUUGGAUCCAAAACAUUUUCCAUUUUUGGCAGGAAGAGCUGCUCCAUCUGGCUACCAUCCACCAACAAGUGCAAGGUAUGGCCAUUGGCAUAAAGAUAAAGGUCAACAAGCUGUAAAGAAUGUUCCUCGUCUAAUUGUCUUCAUUGUUGGUGGUGUGUGCUUCUCAGAAAUACGCUGUGCUUAUGAAGUAACCAACACUGUAAAGAACUGGGAAGUCAUUAUUGGCUCUUCUCACAUUAUGACGCCAGAGGACUUCCUCAGUAAUCUUACGAAUUUGAGCUAAUCUGUUAGCACAGUAUAUCUAGCCUGCCCAAAAAGCUGCCGAAAUAGGAACUUUAUGUUGAUGGGGUGAAAAGUCACCAGAUCUAUCAAUAUUAUGUGAAAGAUAAAUGUAAUUCCAGUGUUAGGAUUUGUACUCAAGUCUGUAUUGUAGUCAGUUGCCUUAAAACAAGAGCUCUAUAGCUCUUGUUGCAUUUAUCAUAUUAAAGUAUUUUUUAAGAUAGCAUACAAGUUUGUAAAAAAUUCUUGUAAUUCACAAUUUGUGUGUGUGUGUAAAAUAUUUAGAUAACAUAAUUAUGCCAUAUACAGGCUCAUUAAUGAAAGGAAAGAAAGCUUAUAGAUAUACCAGUAUGAAUUACUUGGAUUGUAAGAUUGCUAGAAAAAAUGCCUUCAAGCAAAAUGUAGGAACUUUCAGACUUAUUUAAGUGUCCUUUUGUGCAGAGGCAGUUAAUGAAUAGUAGAGUUUGUCUUCUGCAAAGCAAAUGUCCCUUUAACCUCUCUGGUCUUUUGGGCAUUCUGACUAUAUUAACUAAAAAGCAGAAUGUGAUGAAACUUCCAUCUUGCUGUCAUUUUAAUGUAUGCAUUCUUAAUAAUGUAAUGUGUUUCUGAAAACACUUUCAAUAAGAUGAUCUGUAUGUUGUUUGAGAACGACAUAGUCAACUUAAAUUGUUCCUUUACCAGAGGACCAAACUGUGUUAAAGAGAGACGUUCAAAAUCUUCCAUUUUCAAUAAACACCAUAGUUUUAAUAAUAGUUUUUCAAAGUUAUACUAUUUAAAGAGUGGAUUCUUUGCACAGCAAUAACUACUUAUAAGACUAAGAGGAUAAGCCUGUGUUGCUUCACUAGUACAAUAAUUGUAAGUAGAUUAUUAUUCAAACAUUUUAAAUUGCAGAUUCAUGUAAAAGCACAUUUUGUAGCUAGAUCUUCAUUUCUGUAUUGAUUAGUUCUGUCUUCAUGAGACUGCAUUUUCCUGAAGUGUCAAAUUUUGUGAGAAGUAAUGUCACAAAUCUUUCUGCCUUAUAUGUAAGCUUGUUAAUUCAUAACUGUUAUUCGAUAUAGUGUUCAGUAAAACUUGGAUGUGCUCCAGAAUCUGUAAAUUAACUGUUUCCAUAAUAGUCUUUAGUGUUGUUGUAAUACCCAUUUUUUGACAUCGAAUAUUUUUAUCUAACUUCUUAAAAAUUUGUCUUACAACUACAGAGACAUUAUUUUUUAUUAAAAUUUCAUCAUGAUUUAUUUGGACAGUAAAAUAUGUUAAUAACUUUAUAAGCAAUACUGUGAUAGUGUAUGUUUGUGUUGAAAUGUUUGAGUUCGUGGGAAAUAAUAAACGAUGUUAUGCUUCUGCCUGUUUGGGAAUAUGUUGUCAGUCUCAUAUUUUGCAGGCAGACUUAAGUGCUGUAGUUACCUGAUUGACAGUUUAUUAGGCACACAAUUUUAUGUGAAACUUUUGUAAAUCUUCGAUAAGAAAAGGAAUAUGAAAGUUCUUCUUAAACACCAAUAUAUACUAGAGAAUCGGCUAAGCAUCAAGCAGUGGUAUUAUUGCUUGCCAUAUAAUUUAGGCAGUUGCCAUAUAAUUUAGGCAGUUGCCAUAUAAUUUAGGCAGUUGCCAUAUAAUUUAGGCAGUUGCCAUAUAAUUUAGGCAGUUGCCAUAUAAUUUAGGCAGUUGCCAUAUAAUUUAGGCAGUUGCCAUAUAAUUUAGGCAGUUGCCAUAUAAAUAAAAUUUGUGGAAUACCAUAUUAUGUACUUACAUACACAAGUACUGUAUUUUUAUUCAAACAAAAAGUGAACAGGUAUGUAAAAUGAGCUCCAGCUGGAAAGCUGGUUAUUGAUCUUUACUUUUAAAAAAUUCUGGAUUGCUAUUUGGAAGUGCUGUCCCCCAUGUGUGGUUCUUGCACACUGCUAGACAAGAUUGAUUUAACAAACCUUUGUACCGUAUGAAAACUAAGAAGGCUACUUAAAGAAACAUUAAACUAAAAUUUGAGAUAACCUGAAGUAAGUCUGGGAAUUAGUGUUUAAGCUAUCCCUGUAGUCCCCCCCCUCCCUCCCUCCCUCCCUCCAUCACCAGAAAAAAAAGAAAAGGGAAAAAAAAUUACUGCCUAACCUUUCCUUCUUCCCCAUCUGCACUACAGUGUAUGUGUGAGCGUGCGCAUGCAUGCACACGCAUUUGAGAUCAUCUGUAAAGAAGUACAGCAUUUUUAAAGUGGGGCAUUGGGUAGUGCCAAGUCAGUAGGCUUUAGUAUGGAAGAAGGGCAUUUAAAUCUAUGACAUUGCUAUAUUUUUAGUGCAUACGGGGAGUAUUCCUUUUAAUUGCAAGUUAUAAUUUAUUUAAAAAGCUGCAUUUGAAAACAUUUGCUUAGAGCUAGUUGAAUAGACAUGUAAUUGACUUUAUCAACAAUAAAGUCAUGUUAAUAACUAUAUAAUUUAUACCUACGCAUUCCAGUUAAAAACAUUGAAAACAGAUAUGUAUGUAUAGUAUAGUUUAAUGAGAAAUUAUUUUCUAAUUAUGGCUGUUUCAUCAAGCACUGUUUUAAGUUGCCAUUAAAUUAUUGGCGGAUGAAAAGUUUUAUUUACUUCAAAAGUUUUUUCAGUAGUGUUAGUUUUAAAUGUAUUUAUUUAUUUUUACAAGUUAGCAGAUAAAUUAAUAAAAGACACAGUUAAAGUGGUUGUUAAAUUUCCAUGUAUUUCACAUCCUGAAUCCUCUUUCGUGUUUGUAAUGUCUGGAUGCCUAAAAAUUUCUCAUCUUGGCCAUGUUUCUGACAAAUCUGCCAAUCAUGGGUCUUAAGGGUAUGCCAUGUUCUCAUUCAGUUUGUGGUGAGUAUGAAUACAUGAAGAGGAAGCGUGCACGAGCCACACCUUUUCACUUGAAGGCAAUUUUGGAAGAAAAAGACAUUAUUGUUACCAAAUGAAAUACAUCACAGUAGGAGUUGAAACGUACAGUGCAAUGCUAUCCCAUUAUAUCGUUGUUGUUGUUGAUGUUGUUAUUGUUGCUGCUGUUGUUGUUGUUGGUAAUUUAGACCAAAUCUCCUUAAGUGUUUAACUGAUGUGGCCUGUCAAAGAAGAAAUGUUGAUUUUCCUAUUAAUUAAUUAUUUUUGUUAAUGUAUUGAACAGAUUUUGCAAAAGAAAUUAAAUGUUAUAAAACUGACCCAGCAUAAUUUUCUCAGACAUUUUGUUGCCUUGUGUUGUUAGUGCAAUAGUAAUGUUACAAUGUAUGUAUUUUCCUUAAUGUAUUAUAAAGCAUUGUAGGCUAUAGAUAAUAUAGUGAUGUUGACAUAUUGAUAUAUAUAGCUUCUUCAGAUAGAGCAAAUUCAUAUUUUCAUAUUUGCUUUCAUGUGACCAAACACACACUUCUCAUUAUCAUGAGAGUUUUAAUGCAAACUAACAAUUGCUAAUGUGUAAGAAAUACAUUGAAACUUAGAAAUACGGGUCAUUUGGAACUAGUGGGCACAUAGUGUAAAUUCAAUAAAUUUUUAAUGCAUUUUUACAACAUUUUCUUGUACUGUUGCUGUGUUCGAUUUUUACAUAAAUAUUGCCUAGUACAAAUUUGAUUUCAAAAAAGUGUCUUAAGAUUUUAAAAGAUUGGAAAGGUGGAAGACAUGAUCAGUUUCAUUUUUACAUAGUUAUGAAUGUCAUUUUUGUCUUUUUCUAUCUAAUACAUUUCAUUGAUGCUGUUUUGUUGAAUGCAGCCUUUGUAAGUGAUGCAAAGGAUUCCUUACCUAACACACUUGAUCUUUCUGCAUGUAACAGCAUUCAUCUUUUUCUCUCCCAAAAAUGCAGUCAUCUCUUUUCAGCAAGAUAGUGUUCUUGAGUGCCUCACUUGUAAGGCUGAAAGUUAAAGAUUUACAAAAUUAAUGUAUGGUAGAAAAAAAGUUUCAUAGGUAUAUGUGAUUCAGUACAUUUGUCCAGUUUUAGUUCUCUCUCUCUCUCUCUCUCUCUCUCUCUCUCUCUCUCUCUCUCUCUCUCUGUGUGUGUGUGUGUGUGUGUGUGUGUGUGUGUGUGUGUGUGUGUGUGUGUGUGUGUGUCGUAAUGUUGAAUGUUUGCUGUAGUUUCUCUCGUCUCUCUUAAAUCUUGAAAUAUUUCAGAUAAAAAUUUUAGUUAAUUGUACUGAUAAGUGUAUUAAAGCUUCUAAAAUAUUGGAACUUCUUAAUUGGGAAGGUACUGAAAUUG